Messenger RNA from Brassica oleracea var. oleracea, 1090 nucleotides. RefSeq names its product protein MIZU-KUSSEI 1-like. Lineage: Eukaryota; Viridiplantae; Streptophyta; Magnoliopsida; Brassicales; Brassicaceae. Gene Ontology annotation, biological process: hydrotropism. The transcript has a single exon. The coding region runs from base 55 to 801 and encodes 248 amino acids. The record is from RefSeq and is a predicted model, not a curated record.
UAACACACAUAUGCACUUAAAUUCUCAUCAUUUUCCCAUAACUAAAAAAACAGCAUGACCUUCACCACAAACCCUCAACGUCGCCGCCUCUCAGCAACCACCACAACUACAGCCGUAGACUGCCAUAAACAAGUCCGUUCAUGGCGCCUCCUCCGCACCAUCGUCCAACUUCUCAUCCCAUCUUGCUACUGCACACUCGUCGAUCCAAAUGAUAAUCAAGAAGACAAAUCUCACCGCCAAAUCAAACCAAGAACCUCCUCCGCGACCACAAACUCCUCAUCUUUUACCGGAACAAUCUUUGGUUUCCGACGUGGCAAAGUAAACUUCUGCAUCCAAGCAACAAAUACCAAAACCCUAAAUCCAAUUAUUGUCCUCUUAGAACUCACCGUCCCUACCGACGUCUUAGCUCGCGAAAUGCAAGGAGGCGUGCUAAGAAUCGCUCUUGAAUCAAACAAUAGUGACGGAUAUGAUUCACAUCAAGAUUAUUCAUCUUUUUCUCUUCUUACAACACCUUUAUGGAACAUGUAUUGCAAUGGUCGGAAAGUUGGUUUCGCCAUCAAAAGAGAGCCUUCAAAAGCCGAGCUAGCCGCGUUGAAGGUGCUUACUCCGGUGACCGAAGGAGCUGGAGCUGUUAAUGGAGAAGAGAUUAACCGAGCGAAGAGUGAUCAUAUGAUGUACUUAAGAGCGAGUUUUAAACGAGUUUUUGGAUCGUUUGAUUCGGAAUCUUUUCAUCUCAUCGAUCCACGUGGGAUUAUCGGACAAGAACUAAGUAUCUUCUUUUUUAGAUCGUCACGGAAAUGAUCUUUGGAUCGUUUUGUUUUCGAGCAUAUGGAAAUCAAUCGGUGCACUAUACGUUGGGAUUAUAUCGAGAUUCAUUGGUGUUUUUUUACUGUUUCGUUUAGGCAAACUAAACCGAUUGAUGUGGAUCUCGUAAUGUUCUUUUUUAGCUGUGCUUGAUUAGAUGAAAAUGUAAUAAGCAUAGUUUUUUUAAUGAUCUCAACUUUUGUAUGCAGUAGUGGUGAACAUGUGUGUUCAUGUGUUUCUUGUAGUGCAAAGUCUUUUAAUCAUCUAUAUGAUAUAUCUAUGUGUA